AUGAGUGAUAUUAGAGAGGACCCACCAUAUCCAAAGUCUACAGAAGUCGAUGGUUUCCCGCAACCAUAUCCCCCUCAAUAUCCUGAUACGGUAAUUUCGGAACAGCCUUGUCCAGUAAUCACCGAUUCACAUUUUGCUCCUGGACCAGAUCCAGUAAAUACCAUGUGUUCAUACUGUCAUAAAGAUAUAACAACUGUUGUGACCUACAAAAUAGGUAUAUUAACAUGGGUGGGAUGUUUCGGGAUUUUUCUAGUUGGUGGAAUAUUCGGUUGCUGUCUUAUACCAUUCUGUUGUGAUUCCUGUAAAGACGCUGAUCAUCGUUGUCCAGUAUGCAACCGUAACUUAGGUUUAUACCGUCGCUGUUAG
This is a messenger RNA of Schistosoma rodhaini, 366 nucleotides long. Lineage: Eukaryota; Metazoa; Platyhelminthes; Trematoda; Strigeidida; Schistosomatidae. The record is from the annotation of a GenBank genome assembly.